AUGCCUACCUAUCCUCUUCAACUCACCUGCCUGGGGGUGAUCUACGGCACUCCCCUCUUGGCUUCGAUAUUCGUUAUUCUGCGGAUAUACACACGGCGGAAGCUGAACUUACGGUUAAGCUGGGAUGUCAAGAUGUGGCAUGUUGGCGUGCAUAUCUGGGAGGUGCCGCCGAACGAGAUAGAACCAAACUAUGACGAGUACUAUGCCGUUGUCAUGGCGUUCAACCUCUUGAACAUCCCCAUACUACCGCUCGUCAAAGCAUCGAUCAUCCUUCUCCUCCUUCGGGCCGGUUCCGUUAUUGAAUGGCUCAAGCGAGUGCUCUAUGCCAUCUUGGUCUUCACUGUUGGAAGCGCAUUGAUACCAUGGUUCUUUGUUACUGCCAUCGGCGCGGCAAAGAUCUACUUAUCGUAUCGCGACCGCCUCUACACUCUGUUCAACCCCGAUUGGACCUACCCGAUCGACUACUGCAUCAACCACAUUGAGAACAACGUAGCAAUCAUCGUAGCCAACAUACCGAUCCUACGCGGCCUCGUCACACGAUGGAUCUUCAACUUCCGCACCAAAGCGACGCCCAUUGAUCGCGAGUUUCGUGGUGAUUGGCAACAGCAACAGCAACAACAACAACAACCGAGAAAGUCGGACGCUUCAGACUUCAGCCGCUACACAAGAAAGAACCGCGUGGUACAGAAGAUCCUCCCCUGCAUCCAGGAUGAUUUUUCCAGCAGCCUGGCCUCGCGCUCCAAAGGCGACCUCAGCACGUUACCAGAAACGAAGUUACUUUCCUCGAUCGCGAAGGAAUAG
Molecule: messenger RNA, 801 nt
Organism: Alternaria conjuncta
Lineage: Eukaryota; Fungi; Ascomycota; Dothideomycetes; Pleosporales; Pleosporaceae
Exons: 5
Coding region: 1-801 (266 amino acids)
Source: RefSeq, a predicted model, not a curated record